AUGUCUUCCAAUACUGAUGGCCUGCCUCCCUACCAGGAGAAGCCUUCUUCUGCUCAAGAAACAACAGCUCCUAGUGCUCAGUCCAGCCGCCUCGCUUACCCCAGCCGCCUUGCUGGUAGCAUCCAAACUUGCUCGAUAAGCGAUGGCUAUAUGGACCAUUUCUCUAUCACUCGUGUUUCUGAUUCAACCUACCAUCUAGCUCUUACGGUAGACCCUACACCCAUUUAUCGCAUCGAACUCAUCCUUGGGCCUACCAAAGUCGGCAAUAUCCAAAUUUUCUCUGCGUCUGAUACCACGCUCCCUGCUCUUGCUGCAGCCCGCACAUCAGCUGAGAAGAAAGGCAAGAAGGUGCCUGUGGGCACGAUAUGCACCUCCUCACCCACUGAGCCUGACGCGCACUGGCGUCCCGUCUUUUGCACGAAAGACGGCUAUGCAUGGUUCCGGUACAGCAGCGAGAUACCAGUCGUCAAGGUGCCUGGCCGAGCUGCCAAACCUCAAACUUUCGAAUGGGAUGUCGACGAUGAGGAACCUACACGACUGUGGUGGCAAGGUCCACUCCCCUUCCAACCACGACCGCUGCAUACUGCGGAUCCAAAAUCGUUGCCCUUUCUCUUUGCGCAAGUAAAAUUUGAGCCUGAUGAGGGGGAGCAUUUGGUGCAAAUCCGGAGGGGAGGAGGCAUUGAUUUUGAGUUGAGCGUUAUUUUGGAGGCAUUUCUGUUCUCAAACCUGAGUAUGAAAGUGAAGUCGGCCUGA
Molecule: messenger RNA, 753 nt
Organism: Clonostachys rhizophaga
Lineage: Eukaryota; Fungi; Ascomycota; Sordariomycetes; Hypocreales; Bionectriaceae
Source: the annotation of a GenBank genome assembly